AUGGGCCAGGCAUUUUCCGGGCCGAACGCCUUCCGCUUCUUGGGCUUCACACCCAAAGCGACCGCCGUGCUGCAGGCGACGCCCAUGCUGUUCCUCAUCCUGGUGCUGGUCCUCGCCGCCAUGACGGGGCUGGGCCUACUGGCGUUCUACAUCCACAUCGUCACCAACCGGCCGUACCGGAAGCCGAAGCCCCACGCACGAACGGAUCUCUCGUUCCAAGCCUCUUUUUCUAAAGACAACAGAGGGCCACCAACACCAACACCACUUGCGAAGAUCCAUCUCUCCGUCAUACUGUGGACUCCGUCCCCAGAUGCCAAUUACCAGCAUGUACGUGCGUCCGAGCUCCGCUCGCCGUCUCCUCCCACGAGGAAGGCCAAACUGCGAGAUAGCUCUGCGCCAGUUACCCUCGGUCCCACGACCGACGAAGCACCUGUUCGGGCUUCUGGCACACCACAGCCCUAA
Molecule: messenger RNA, 462 nt
Organism: Drepanopeziza brunnea f. sp. 'multigermtubi' MB_m1
Lineage: Eukaryota; Fungi; Ascomycota; Leotiomycetes; Helotiales; Drepanopezizaceae
Source: RefSeq, a predicted model, not a curated record